CAUAGUGCUGCGCUCUGUUAUCAGCGUUCGUAAAUUGUACAUGAAUUUUUUUGAGAAGUGGGUCGGCAUUACUAGUAUUUGUGUGUUUUGGAGUUGUUUAUAAACAAACUUAUGUUGUUUGUAAUGACGUAAAGUGUCAAUCAUUAGGUGGUGAGACAUGGGGAACAAUAAACUGUGUCGUUUAUGUGCUCAGGAAAGGGAUAGUUUCGUUAGAAUUUACGAAGAAGAGGGGCAAAAAUUGAACCUAGCGACAAAGAUCAUUCAAUGUCUGCAGAUCUGGCAUACCCUGCAAAACAUCAUGUCACUCACCUAUUGAUAACGGAUGUCUUCCAGUUGUAUCCAGAAGACCCCCUGCCAAAGACUGUGUGUAUUGAUUGCUGUGCCAAAUUGAACCAGUAUUUUGACUUCUUCGAAACAAGUUCUCGUGCACAGUUAUCACUCCAAAUCUUAUUCGACCCAAAGUUGGUGGCUUCCAGCAAGAAAGAGCUGAAGAAGGAGCCUGAACUUGAACCAGAGCCUGAACGUCAUCCUAAACUAGAACUAUUUGAACUACCAAAUUGUCUGCCCAAGUCAAAAGAAGAAGAAGAAGAUGAUGAUGAUGAUGACAAUGAUAGUGAUGAUGACGAUGACAAUGACGAUGAUGACAGCAAUAACAUGGACAUUGACCCACCUCCAGAAUGUACUGUAGCUGAUGCGGAUGAAUCAAAUGAUGGAGAUGCCGAGCCACCAGAAUUUUUAGAGUGUGUGUUAUCUGACAAAGAAGCAAACAUCACUCCUCAGAAAACUGACAUUUCUGCUUCAUCUCGUCGGAAGCGGCGUAUUCCUGUCAAACGAACAUUGGCUGUGAAGGAACGUACAAUACUCAAAGAGCGCCCACCUCCAAAAGAGCGCCAACCCCCGAAAGAGCGGCCUCCUCCGAAAGAACGUCCAACCGCACAAGAACGACCACCUCCAAAAGAACGAGUGCAAAUUAAAGACACUACCCAACGCAAAGAACGUGUUCUAAAAGUAAAAAGUGAAAAGAAAGAAAAACACAAAGAGAAGGAAGAAGAAAAGGAAAAAGUGAAAGAAACAGAAAAAAAAGUGGAGGAUAAGACAGAAGAGGAAAGGGAAAAAGCUGUUGAAACAAUGAUUAAAUCUGAACGAAAGCGUCCAGGUAGGAAGAAAAAGGAACGAGAACCCAAACCUAUGAUUAUUAAACCCCCCCGUCCUAAAGCUGUCCUUGAGGGAUACCCUUGGCAGUGUACUGACUGCACCGUUGUGUUAUCAACAUUACAAGAACUCAGGACUCAUCAUCAAAUGGAACAUAACCAGCUUCCUAAUUUUAAAUGUAUUCAGUGUGCUAAAGUGUACACACGAUAUAGAAGUUUUGCAAGACAUGUAAAACUGCAUCGCAACCCCAAGAAAUUCAGGUGUGAAGAAUGUGGGAAAUGUUUUUCCCAAAAGACAGUUCUGCAGUCUCACAGUACUGUUCACACUGAUGCUCGCCCUCAUGUAUGCCCACAAUGUGGGAAAGCAUUCAAACAAUUUAGUUCACUUUACCUACACAGCAAGUGUCACCUUCCUGACCAAGUGAAGCCCAAGUUCCCCUGCGACAUUUGCCAUAAGGACUUUGCUACAAAACAUACGUUAGAGACUCAUCGGAAGAUACACACAGGAGAACGGAACUUUAUUUGUGAUGUGUGUGGAAAGAGUUUUAUUGCGAAAGGUAGUCUUGACUAUCAUAUCCUUACACAUUCUGGGGAAAAACCCCAUCACUGUCCAGUUUGUGGUAAGGGGUUCAAGACAGCCCGAUUACUUGGCAAACAUGCAACACUUCAUACAGGAAUUAAACCACAUCAGUGUGAUGUAUGUGGGAAACAGUUCCGAGAACGUGGUGCUCUCAGAGAGCACAAUCGUAUUCAUACUGGUGCCAUGCCAUACACUUGUGAGUUUUGUGGCAAGAACUUUAGGUUCAAGGGUAUCCUUACAGUUCACCGUAGACAGCACACUGGUGAACGUCCCUAUAGCUGUGCUGAAUGUCGAAGAGAAUUUACAAAUUGGGCCAACUACAAUAAGCAUAUGAAACGGCGCCAUCGGAAUGACAAUGACCCUAAUAAUAUAAACACUGUUAGGAGCUCAAAUCGCUCAUACCAGGGAAAUAACAUAGGAGCUGGUACAGGGAUUGCAGUUGUUAAUUCAAGCAAGAUGGGUUCAACAACUCCGACUUCAAGUUCAGUCUCUGCAGGCUCACUUGUUGGCAAUGUGUACAACCUGAGUAAUCACAGUGUAGGCGAGAACAGCAACAGCAGUACAAUCAGUAAUAUGACAACACAAAACACAAUUCCUGUGUACAACCAGAACCAUGGAAACAUAAGUUCAGCUGUUGCCAAAAUGGCAGCUGUGAACAUCUAUAACACACAUAUCAAUAACAGCAGUGGAAAGAUGGGGAACAUGUUUCAUAGUGGAAGUCAUACAGGGGCUAAGAUGGCAUCAAUCAGCAAUGUUUUCCAUACAGGACAUCAACAGGAUAGCCAAGACUCAGUGGAUAGAACCACACAGCCUACUAACCCAUUAAUGGGUUCGUAUCAUGUGCCAUCGUAUGUGCCAGGAGGGUUGCCCAUGGGAAGCAUGGGGUAUUAUAUCCCACCUAUUCACCAUGCAGAUCCAAAUAUGGAUAUGCUACAUAACAGAAUGACAAACAAUCAGUAGCGUUUUAAGUGAUUAUGGAGACUGGCAGCACAGACUGUAGUAUAUUUUAAAGGAGAAUAGUCCUAACAGCUAGCAAGUAAUAUAAUAACUACAGUGUGUGUGUACAUAUAUAUACACACACACAAUAGUUAUUAUAUUUAAAUAUAUGUGCACAAUGUUAGUUUUAUAUUUUCUGUCAUCAAAAUGGUGAUCUUGCUCUCUUUGGCAGCAUAUUUGUGUAUAAAUGCUAGAUCAACACCUAUUUUAUUUUUGCAGAGUUUGAUUCUGUCACUAGAGGCCCCAGUAAAAUUACUUGGUAUGCACCAGUGGUGAUCAAAUUGCACUACAUUCCUCAGUCUUUGUGAAGCUUUAUUCCAUCACAUAUGGUGCUGAAAGUAGUUGCGCCUGGUGUCUGUGCACUGCUGGAUGUGACGCUCCUUAUAUUUUUGGAGAUCUGGUUGUCUCAGAAGACCUGCCAGAAACAAGGUUGCUAGAAUUAAUCCUGCCAUAUUUUCUUCUGUGUGACCUACUAGAAGGAAAUUCUACAUGAACAACCCUCACACCGUUAAUGACUUGAAAGAAAACAUUUGUCAGGAGAUUGAAUUUAUUCCUGUGGACAUGUCACAGCAAGUAUUCACCAGUUUGUAGUAUCAUGUUCAGAGUUCAAAGCUUGAAGUGAUAUGAGUGUACAGCUGACAUCAUAAUUGCAGUCAUUUGUGAUUUCCUUGAUUACCACUGGUGCAUAAAUAGUGGUAUUGGUGAAUGUUUGAGGUCUGUAGCAAAGGAAUUGCCGUUUGUUUUUAUUAUGUUUCUUAUAAAGAAUUUUUACGAGUUGAAGAUUGCUGUCUUCAGACUCAUCGCCGUGAAAACCUCAAAUCCUACAAUUUUGACAAAUUAUUGUUGAAGAGUGUAGAUUAAAACUGAUCGUAAUGGUUUGAAACAUCUGCUCACAAAAAGAUCAAGUCUGUUAAAAUGGAGUUCUGAGAGGCCAUACAAAACUGUACAAGAUACAGCAGUCCUUUGACUGAGGCAUAGCCUCAUAUUCUUUUAAUUUUCUUAUUUAUAGUGUAUUUAUCGACGCUUUCUCAGUAACUCAGACUAUAUAGCGUCAAAUGAGAGGAUGGCUGUGAAUAAUGAACUGGAAAGGAUGUGGAAGGAAGCAGUCAUGGCCUACUUUAAGGUACUAUACUGGCAUUUGCCUGGAGGGACUGACGAAAACCACAAAAAAACAGAUAGUAGCUACCUGUGCAUGUAUGGAGGCAAAUGAAUGGUGUGUCUCUUAAUCUUCUUGUUAUAAUGUACAAAGAUUAACAUUGUAGGAACAGCUGAUGUCCUCAUCUCUUCAUUGAAACGUGUGUUUCAGCAUUUUAAUUCAAACUGCCUACUCAGGCAUGUAAAGGGCAGCUGUAUGAAAUAUUCCUUAGUCUUAUUCUUUAGUCAUAAAAUGAGAAAGUUUGCUCUACGGUCUUAAGAUACAGACUGUUUUAUUCAGAUACUGCACUAAAAAACUCUUCUUUGUUUCUGUUUUCUGCCCCAUUUCCAUUUUGCCCCUACCCCCCACUUGCCUCCAAAUGUAGCAGGCUACUGUGAGUUGCAAUGAAUCUGCCAGCACCACUGAAAUCAUAUAGGAAUUCUGAUACAAGUUAAGGAAUUUGUUUUCCUUUCUUAUUUUAGCCAUUGUUGGUGUUGGCAUUUUGUAAAAUGUUGUAAAGGCAGAAAUUCAGUACUUGAUUUUGUGGUAGUCUGAGUUUUAGUGUUGCUGUGCCAUUUCUGUGGUGGCACUGAAUUUCUUGACAGAUUUGAGAUAAUUCUGAGUAUUCUAAACUGUCUAUAGCUGAAUGUUUCCAUGUUUAUAAGAAUUAUUGUUUGGUGUCUACCACAGGAUGGAGCAUACUGCCUACUUGUGACAUUUUAUUUCAAGCUUAUUUUUACUAUGUUAGAUUCAGUCUUUGCAUACCACAGUGAGCCGGGUAGCUCAGUGAGUAUAGUGGCUGACUACAGACUGGACGGCCAAGGUUUGAUCCCCAAUAGGGGCAGAGGAUUUUUCCUCUAGCCUCUGUGUCCAGACCGGCUCUGGGGCCACCCAGCCUCCUAUGCAAUGGGCACCAGGGUCCUUUCCCAGGGGUAAAGUGUGGCUGGGGCAUGACACCAACUACUCACCCCUAUCUACAGCCGAGUUUAAGAAUGA
This is a messenger RNA of Zootermopsis nevadensis, 4858 nucleotides long. RefSeq lists its product as uncharacterized. The record is from RefSeq and is a predicted model, not a curated record. Lineage: Eukaryota; Metazoa; Arthropoda; Insecta; Blattodea; Termopsidae. Gene Ontology annotation, molecular function: DNA-binding transcription factor activity, RNA polymerase II-specific; zinc ion binding. Gene Ontology annotation, biological process: regulation of transcription by RNA polymerase II. Gene Ontology annotation, cellular component: nucleus.